This is a messenger RNA of Rangifer tarandus platyrhynchus (Svalbard reindeer), 723 nucleotides long. The record is from the annotation of a GenBank genome assembly. Lineage: Eukaryota; Metazoa; Chordata; Mammalia; Artiodactyla; Cervidae.
AUGCCCAAGUCCAAGCGCGACAAGAAAGUCUCCCUAACCAAAACUGCCAAGAAGGGCUUGGAACUGAAACAGAACUUGAUAGAAGAGCUUCGGAAAUGUGUGGACACGUACAAGUACCUCUUCAUCUUCUCCGUGGCCAACAUGAGGAACAGCAAGCUGAAGGACGUCCGCAACGCCUGGAAGCACAGUCGGAUGUUCUUUGGCAAAAACAAGGUGAUGAUGGUGGCGCUGGGUCGGAGCCCGUCUGACGAGUACAAAGACAACCUGCAUGAGGUCAGCAAGAAGUUGAGGGGUGAAGUUGGUCUCCUCUUCACCAAUCGCACUAAGGAGGAAGUGGACGAGUGGUUCACGAAGUACACGGAAAUGGACUAUGCCCGAGCAGGGAACAAAGCCACUUUCACUGUGAACCUGGAUCCGGGGCCCCUGGAGCAGUUCCCCCACUCCAUGGAGCCCCAGCUGAGGCAGCUGGGCCUGCCCACGGCCCUCAAGAAAGGUGUGGUGACCCUGCUGUCCGACUACGAGGUGUGCAGAGAGGGCGACGUGCUGACCGCAGAGCAGGCCCGCGUCCUGAAGCUUUUCGGGUAUGAGAUGGCUGAAUUCAAGGUGAGCGUCAAAUACAUGUGGGACGCGCAGUCCGGAAGGUUCCAGCAGAUGGGAGAUGACUUGCCAGAGAGUGCGCCCGAGUCAGAAGGAGAGUCGGAGGAGGAGGACGACGACAGCUGA